AUGAUAUUAUGCGGAGGGGAGCAAUUGCACCCUAUUCAGUAUAAAUUUGAAGGGCGCAAACUCAAGACAGGACGAACCAUCGAGCGCGGGCGGACGGGCGCAUGCGCCUCGCCUCUUCCUGAGUCAGCGCUUGGCCGGCCCUUCUGUGGCUGCUCCGCGUGUUACGACGGGCGGCUCGGCGAUGCUGCGGCGGCGGUGGUCGUCGCCGGCGUGGGGUUGCUGGUGGUGGGCGCUGUGCGGAGCCCUCUGGGCCGGGGCCGGGGCUCCGAGGACAUCGUGGUGGGCUGCGGGGGCUUCGUCAGGUCCGACGUCGAGAUCAAUUACUCCCUGAUCGAGAUAAAAUUGUACACCAAGCACGGCACUCUGAAGUACCAGACAGACUGCGCUCCAAAUAAUGGUUACUUUAUGAUUCCUCUGUAUGAUAAGGGGGAUUUUGUCCUUAAAAUUGAGCCUCCCCUAGGGUGGAGCUUUGAGCCAACGAGCGUGGACAUCCAUGUUGACGGCGUCAACGACAUUUGCACCAAAGGAGGCGAUAUCAAUUUUGUUUUCACCGGCUUCUCAGUAAAUGGGAAGGUUCUUAGCAAAGGUGAGUCUCUGGGUCCCGCUGGCGUCCUUGUUGUGCUCAGAAGUCCCAGCACAGGAGUUACUUUACAGACCACAACCACUCAACCCGGAGGGAAGUAUGCCUUUUUAAAAGUGCUUCCUGGAGAAUAUGAAGUCUUCGCUUCUCAUCCCACCUGGACUCUGAAAGAGGCCACCACCACUGUUCGGGUCACCAGCUCCAAUGCGUACGCUUCCAGUCCACUCAUUGUGGCCGGGUAUAAUGUCUCCGGAUCUGUCCGAAGUGAUGGCGAGCCGAUGAAAGGCGUCAUGUUUCUCCUUUUCUCCUCUUCGGUGGCAAAGGAGGACAUUAUGGGCUGCAAUUCUUCCCCAGUUGAUGGUUUUCCGGCAAGAGAUGAUUCUCUCGCCUACCUUUGCAAUGUCAUUUCCAAAGAGGACGGUACCUUUACCUUCCAGUCUCUGCCGAGUGGCAAAUACGCCGUGAUACCCUUUUACAGGGGGGAGAGAAUUACGUUCGACGUCGCUCCUUCCAAAUUGGAUUUUGUCGUGGAGCACGAUAGUCUCAAAAUUGAGCCGGUCUUCCACGUCAUGGGCUUCUCAGUCACGGGCAGGAUUUUGAACAGCCCCGAGGGUGAAGGGGUAGCAGAUGCCACCGUGAUCCUGAAUAGCCAGAUUAAAGUUACGACCCGAUCGGAUGGUUCUUUCCGCCUUGAAAAUAUCACCACCGGCACGUACACCAUCCAGGCUCACAAAGACCAUCUCUUCUUCGAUACCAUCACGGUGAAGAUCGCUCCCAACACCCCACAGCUGGCUGAUAUCAUAGUAACGGAAUUCAGCGUCUGUGGGCAGAUCUCCGUGACCCGCUUCCCAGAUUCGAUCAAGCAGAUCACCAAAUACAAAGUGAACAUGUGGCCGCAGGAUAAAGAGAAGGCUGUGCUGAUGACUACCGAAACAGAUGCUCGUGGUGGGUUUUGUUUCAAGGCGAGACCAGGGUUAUAUGUUCUCCAGGUCAUUGUUCCCGACGCAGAAGCGAGAGCAGGACUCGCUUUAAAGCCCAAAGUAUUUCCUGUUACGGUGGCUUCCAAGCCAGUGCUGGACGUGAUCUUCUCUCAGUUCUUGGCUUCCGUUUCCGGGAAGAUCACUUGUUUGGAUGCUUGCGGGGAAUUGAUGGUGAUACUUCAGUCCAUCCUUCGGCCAGGAGAAAAACGAAGCCUCCAACUUACAGCCAAGUCAACCUCCUUGGCCUUUACCUUUGAAAAUGUCCUGCCGGGCAAAUACAAAAUGAGCAUCAUCCAAGAAGACUGGUGUUGGAAGAAUAAAUCCUUGGAGAUAGAAGUUGUGGAGGAAGAUGUAUCGGGCAUCGAAUUCCGCCAAACCGGUUACAUGCUGCGAUGUUCUCUUUCCCACGCCAUUACCUUGGAAUUCUACCAAGAUGGAAACGGACCGGAAAAUGUUGGUGUUUACAACCUGUCCAAAGGUGUGAACAGGUUCUGCCUCUCCAAACCAGGUGUGUAUGAAGUUACACCCCGCUCCUGCCACCGAUUUGAACACGAAUAUUACACCUAUGACACGUCUGCUCCAAGUAUCUUGACCUUGACUGCAAUUCGUCACCAUGUGCUUGGGACAAUUACCACGGACAAACUGAUGGAUGUGAUGGUUACCAUUCGGUCUUCAAUUGACAGUGAACCUGAUCUGGUGCUUGGGCCAUUGAAAUCCCAACAAGAGCUACGUCAGGAGCAGCAGCGGGCUGAAAUAGAGGCUCGCCGGCAGGAGAGAGAGAAGAAAGGACUAGAGGAAGAAGGAUCUAAGCCACCAGUGCAGGAAGUGGUGGAGGAGCUCUUGGGGCCAUUCCACUAUGACUUUUCCUAUUGGGCAAGAUCUGGGGAGAAAAUCACGGUGACACCAUCAUCUAAAGAACUUCUUUUCUACCCUCCUUCCAUCGAAACGGUGGUCAGCGGUGAAAGCUGUCCUGGGAAGCUGAUAGAGAUAUACGGCAAAGCGGGUCUCUUCCUGGAAGGACAGAUUCACCCCGAAUUGGAAGGGGUUGAGAUCGUAAUUUCUGAAAAAGGAGCGCCUUCCCCCUUGAUCACGGUUUUCACAGAUGAUAAAGGUUCCUACAGCGUGGGACCGCUUCACAGCGAUUUGGAAUACACCGUGACUGCUCAGAAAGAAGGGUUCAUUUUGAGCGCCGUGGAGGAGACCGUUGGAGAUUUCAAAGCUUUUGCUCUUGCCGGGGUCACUUUUGAGAUUAAAUCUGAAGAUGGUCAUCCCCUUGCAGGAGUUCUCCUUUCGCUCAGCGGUGGUACCUUCCGCUCCAACCUCCUGACUCAGGACAACGGCAUGCUGACGUUCGCCAACUUGAGUCCUGGGCAGUACUACUUCAAGCCAAUGAUGAAAGAAUUUCGCUUCGAACCCUCAUCCCAGAUGAUUGAAGUUCAGGAGGGCCAGAAUCUUAAAAUCGCCAUUGUUGGUUACCGUACGGCUUACAGCUGCUACGGCACCGUUUCUUCUCUGAACGGGGAACCUGAGCAAGGGAUUGCGGUGGAAGCGGUAGGACAGGGGGAGUGUGCCAUCUACGGAGAAGACACCAUCACGGAUGAAGAGGGGAGAUUCCGUCUACGGGGUCUGCUGCCGUCCUGCCUGUAUCACAUUCAACUGAAAGCCGAAGGCAACGAUCACAUCGAAAGAGCUCUUCCGCAGUAUUCUGCUAUUCAGGUCGGCAGCGAUGACGUUGACAAUGUGAACAUCGUGGCUUUUCGCCAAAUCAAUCAAUUUGAUCUGAGCGGAAAUGUGAUCACCCCUUCCGAGUACCUCCCUACUUUAUGGGUGAAACUUUACAAAAGCGAAAAUCUGGACAAUCCGGUUCAUACGGUCUCGCUCGGCCAAUCGUUAUUCUUUCAUUUUCCACCUCUGCUCCGGGAUGGAGAGAAUUACAUGGUGCUUUUAGAUUCUACCCUGUCCAAGUCGCAGUAUGACUACACCCUACCUCAAGUCUCCUUCACCACCAUCGGCUACCACAAGCACAUCACUUUGGUUUUUAAUCCUACGAGAAAACUGCCAGAGCAGGAUAUUGCCCAAGGAUCCUACAUCGCUCUUCCGUUGACUCUGCUGCUUUUGUUAGCUGGCUAUAACCAUGACAAGUUGAUUCCCUUGCUGCUUCAGUUAACCAGCCGUCUCCAAGGGGUGUGCGCUCUGGGACAGGCGGGGGCCGAUACAGGAGGCCUCGAGGAUAUCAAGAGGCAAGCCAAGAAACAGAAGACGAGACGGACGUGAGAAUGGAUGUCUGGUUCAGAUGCAUUGGUUUUACUUACUCCUCCUCCUUUUUUCGCCUGGCUGCUAAAGGGAGACUUCUCCGGGUUACAGCAAAGAAAUUCUAUGCACUGGACAUCUUGACUCAGAGUUGGUUUGUCACUGGUAUGGUUUUUUUACAUGGAGUAUCUUGAAUGUCACAGGAGCCCUUUUAAGAGAAAGCCUCUGUCCUAAAAGGCAGUGUUGGGGUCAUAAUUUAUGGUCAGGUUUGAAAGAACGACGACCAAUUAAAUUUGUUUUCACUCCCAA
Pantherophis guttatus is the source of this 4119-nucleotide messenger RNA. RefSeq names its product BOS complex subunit NOMO3-like. Gene Ontology annotation, cellular component: endoplasmic reticulum membrane. The record is from RefSeq and is a predicted model, not a curated record. Lineage: Eukaryota; Metazoa; Chordata; Lepidosauria; Squamata; Colubridae. Gene Ontology annotation, molecular function: carbohydrate binding.